Molecule: messenger RNA, 2397 nt
Organism: Serendipita indica DSM 11827
Lineage: Eukaryota; Fungi; Basidiomycota; Agaricomycetes; Sebacinales; Serendipitaceae
Source: the annotation of a GenBank genome assembly
AUGACGACGCAGAUUUUUCCAGAAUUAGCGGAGAGCGCACGGCCUGCAAUCCGUAGAAGGCGAGCGUUGAGCGUUACUUCGACCUAUCCAUCUGCAGACAAACCUGUGAAACGGCGACGCAUCGACACGAGUAAUCAUCCCAACCUUGAAGCAUCGUCUUUACACUCGAAUCAGCACCCGCUUUCUGGAAUUGCAGACGCGGCCGAGGCAAUGAGGCUGACCCAGGCCGGCGAGGCAUCAGAGCCCCAAGGAACCCAGUCCUCGAGCUCUUCCGACGUGGGAAACGGUGCCGCUGCUGGGGCCACUACAGGUACUUACACCUCGCCCUCUGCGUUUAUCGCCUCUAUGGACGAUCCACUCGUAAACGUCAAGAACGGUCACGUCAAGGCCCUUUCAAACGGCUCAACAAACGGCUCGCUCACCAAUGGAUCGCUAUCACCACGCAUAGAGACUCUGGCGGAACCGUACGCGCGUCAUGCAAAAGCCGUUGCAAGAGUGUUUCCACCCGGCACGACAUUGUAUCCCGACUCGAUGACAGACCGAGAGGAAUUUGUCAGAUUACUGCUCCAAACACUCAAGGACGUUGGAUACCUAGAGACGGCAAAUGUGCUCGAGCAGGAAUCGGGCUAUUCUUACGAGACUGCGCACGUCGCGGCCUUUCGCAAUGCCGUCAUGAACGGUAAAUGGGAUCUGGUUGAAAAUGGACUGGUCGUUCUUGGAGUUCGGGAUGAUGACUCCCUUCGGGCUGCACGCUUCAUGAUUAGCCAGCAAAAGUAUCUGGAAUAUCUCGAGGCGAAUAAACGGGCCGAAGCACUACUCACCCUGCGGCAAGAGAUUGCUCCGUUGGAUAUCGAACAGGGCCGCCUGCAUAAUCUCUCGAGGCAAGUCACGUCUAGCCUUGUACUUGGGCUCUGCUCAUCUGCUCCUAGUUUGAUAAUGGCCAGUGGGCCAGAAGAAUUGCGGAGGCAGGCACAUUGGGACGGAAGCAAUGGUUCAUCACGACAGCGACUCCUCAGUCAUCUCCAACAGCUUGUCCCAUCCUCCGCCAUGGUACCUUCUCGACGGUUGGACACACUGCUACAGCAAGCCCGCGAACAUCAGAUUCAAAUGUGCAAUUAUCAUAUUGGCUCACAGACGCAUUCAUUAUAUCAUGAUCAUAGCUGCUCAAGGAAGCAGUUUCCAUCGAUGAACACGCACAUUCUAGAGGGCCAUCGUGACGAAGUGUGGCAGCUCCAAUGGAGUCAUCGAGGGGAUAAGCUGGCCUCUUCUAGCAAAGACUCGACGGUCAUAAUAUGGAAGAUUGCCCGCAUCGAGGCCACGAGAGAGCUCGACUGUACGCUUCAACAUGUGCUUCGUGAUCACUCCUUCCACAUAAAUGCCAUAUCCUGGUCACCGGAUGAUUCAUACCUGUUGUCGAGUGCUGAGCACGAGAUCAAGCUCUGGCACGCCGAGACUGGAGCAUGUCUAAAGACGAUUAACCAGCAACACUCUCAAACUGUAAACGGAUUGUGCUGGCUGGCGGAUUCAAGCGGAUUCGUGACUGGAGGCAUGGACCGACGAAUCAUCCAAUGGGACAUAAAAGGCAAUUUCGUCCUCCAAUGGCCCCAACUCGACAUUCGAAUCCUCGAGUUGGCGAUUACUCCGAAUGGACGCCGUCUCGUAGCUAUUGGUCAGCUUGCACAGCCAAUAUCUAUUUCAAAUGAACAUACUCCGUCUGCACACAGCCUCGCCACAACGCUACAAGCGUCGGCGGGAGUCCACGCUCCAACUGUCAGCGGAAACGAAAACCGAACCUCGGUAGAUAUCGAACGGAGAAUAGUGGUGUAUGAUCUAGAAACCCGGCAAGAAAUCUGGUGGCAGUCUGUAUGGGGCGAAUUACAAAGCGUGAAGAUCUCGGAGGAUUCUCGCUUUGCUUUAAUAAACCACCAGCAAGGGGAUGUGGCCCUUUGGGACCUUGUAGAGGAAAGAUUGAUCCAACGUUAUGUCGGGAGGCCACGAGGAAUGUGUGUUGUACGAAGCUGCUUCGGAGGGAUUGACGGCGGCUUGAUUCUCAGUGGUUCGGAAGAUGGGCAUGUCUACGUAUGGAAUCGACGAACGGGGACACUAUUCGAGAUGUUGUCUGGGCAUGAACCCGGAGGGGUUAACUCGGUGGAUUGGUGCCCCGGUGAGAGUGCCUUGUUCGCAAGCUGUGGCGACGACGGAACCAUUAGGCUAUGGGGACCGGAACCAGAGCUUACGGCAGACAGCAAUAUGGUUGAACAACCGGGACCAAUCGUCCAUGAUGCAUCCGAACGAGAGACGCAAAAUGGAAAGCAGCUUGUCGGAGGAUUGCGAACCAACGACGGUUAUCUCCUUGGUGCCUCUCCAUCCCGUAUGAAGGAGGCAUCGACAAGAUGA